UUUGCACAUGCGCGGUCCGCAACAUCCGGGGCCUUGGACAAGGAUGAACGGCGACUUCCAAGAUGGCGGCGGAGGGAGGAGGGAAGGAGACAAACGAGAUUAAAACCCAAUUCACCACCCGAGAAGGCGUUUAUAAACUUCUCACGCACUCCGAGUACAGCCGCCCGAACCGGGUGCCCUUCAACUCGCAAGGCUCCAACCCCGUCAGGGUCUCUUUCGUCAACGUCAACGACCAGUCGGGCAACGGCGACAGGAUCUGCUUCAAUGUGGGCCGGGAGCUCUACUUUUACAUCUACAAAGGUGUAAGAAAGGCUGCCGACCUGAGCAAACCCAUAGAUAAGCGGAUGUACAAAGGCACGCAGCCUACUUGCCACGACUUCAACCCACUCACCGCCACAGCUGAGAGCGUUUCGUUGCUAGUGGGUUUCUCGGCAGGCCAGGUGCAGCUCACCGAUCCGAUCAAAAAGGAGACCAGUAAGCUCUUCAAUGAAGAGAGACUCAUUGACAAGUCACGUGUCACAUGCGUACGAUGGGUCCCUGGAUCUGAGAGCCUCUUUUUGGUGGCCCACUCAAGUGGCACCAUGUACUUGUAUAAUGUGGAAAACACAUGUGGAACGGCAGUGCCCCACUACCAGCUCCUCAAACAGGGAGAGAACUAUGCUGUGCACACAUGCAAAAGCAAGUCGGGCCGCAACCCCUUACUGCGUUGGACGGUGGGCGAUGGCGCACUUAACGAGUUCGCCUUCUCGCCAGACGGUAAGUUUCUGGCGUGCGCCAGCCAGGACGGAUACCUACGGGUAUUCGGCUUCGACGCUGCCGAACUACACGGCACCAUGAAGAGCUACUUCGGCGGCUUGCUUUGCGUGUGCUGGAGCCCCGACGGACGCUACAUAGUUGCGGGCGGAGAGGACGACUUGGUGACAGUUUGGUCCUUCUCGGACUGCAGGGUUAUCGCACGGGGACACGGACACAAGUCGUGGGUGAGCGUGGUGGCUUUUGAUCACUGCACCACUAGCGUAGAGGACAGCGGUGGUGCCGGUGAACCCACCGCAGAAUUCAGCGGCAGCGACGAGGACUUUUACGACCAUAUUCACUUUAGUGCAGGGAGGGAUCGGGCAAACAGCGCCCACUCCCGACUUUCCAAGAGGAAUUCUACUGACAGUCGGCCCGUAAGCGUGACGUACCGAUUCGGGUCUGUGGGCCAGGAUACCCAGCUCUGUCUGUGGGACCUCACUGAGGAUAUACUCUUCCCUCACUUACCUUUGUCCCGCACCAGGACACACACUAAUGUCAUGAAUGCCAGCAGCCCCACGGCCACUGCGAUGAGCACCAUUUUCCCUUCGGGCACCAAUGGCAAAGACAAUGUUAGCAAUAGCAGCACUGGCGGCAACACACCCAACUCCCUCCCGGGGACGUUACCCCGCUCCAACAGCCUACCGCAAUCCUCCAACCCGGCAGGAGGCGGUGGUGGGAGCACCCCCAACAGUCACACGGGUAGCAGCAGCAGCGGUAGCACUGGCGCCGCCCCCGUGCCUUCAAAGGGUGGCGGCGGCAGCAUCAUCGAUAGCGCCCUGAUCGCUGCCGGCGUGGGCAAGUUCGCCACGCUGUCGCUGCACGAAACGCGUAAGGACCGGCCAGAGAAGGAGCACAAGCGCAUGCACAGUGUCGGCCACAUUGGCAGCAAAAGCGGCGAUAAGCUCAGCCAGCUGGGCGGCUCGCGCACAUCCGCAAACAAGGGCGACAUGGCCAAGACCCUAGGCACUACUCUGUGCCCACGCAUGGAGGAGGUGCCGCUGCUGGAGCCGCUGGUUUGCAAAAAGAUCGCCCAUGAGAGACUGACCGUGUUGAUCUUCCUGGAGGACUGUCUGGUCACAGCCUGUCAGGAAGGCUUCGUUUGCACGUGGGCCAGACCCGGGAAAGUGGGACUUCUAUCAUCUCAAAACAACCCCGCCAACUCACCUAGCGGAACAGUAGUAUAGCCUACCCCUUUCCCCAGGCACAAAGUGGCGGAUGACAACCAAGAUGUGUUUGCGGAAACUGGACGUCUAUAGUCUGCAGUGAAAUGGGUGCUAUUUGACAAAGGACGAGGAGCUUUAAGGUUUUUUUUUUAGGAAGGGCUGACUGGUUCACUGUUCAUAUGUUGGUGGGUGUUACCAUGCCUACAGUCUUGUUGGAGUGUUCUUUCAUUUUUUUACUUUAAGUAUUGGGCCUCUUAAAGGGAACAAUAUUUUUGAAGUGGCUGCAUAUCCUCUGUUAAUGGAGGUAGUACUUCCUUAAAUCACACAAAGUGUAUUUGCACAAAUUUUGCAGCCCUUCCUCCCUGGUAUGUUUGUGUGUGCGUGUAUUUUUUUUUUUUAUUCCUAGCAGAAGAACACAAGCAGAUUUUGGAAGCACUUGGCUUGUCGGCGCCCUCGUCUCCCACGUUGAAUGCUGCAAUCAUAUAUAUAUAUAUUUUUAUUUUAAUAUUAUUUAGAAAAAUGUUUGCACUUAACAGUUUGUUGUUCCGAGGAGGUGAACGGAUGUUCCUUUUUGGAGUGUUAAAUAGAAUUAAACACCUUUGUAUCUAUUGUUUAUUUUAAUAUGAUUUUCCACAUGACACAGGCUCUGUAUUAUAUGUAAAUAUUGUACUGCAAUGGUUUAUGGAGAUGAUUAGUUUAAAAGAGCCUCUUUUUUUUUUUUUUUUUUUUUUUUUUUUUUGAGAAAUAGAGCUAUUUCUAAUACAAAAAAAUCUAACAUCAACAUUAAGCUUGAAUAUGCAGAUUUCUUUUCCAUUUCUGUUGUACAUAAAGAGAAUUCAGGUGUAUUUUUUCUUAACGCAACAUUUGGUAUAUUAUAUAGGAGAUGCUUUUAUCUAACGGCUAGUGGUGAUCGCUCUUGUUCAGCCACCAGUUCGAGCUCAGGUAAAACCGCAGAAACGUGCGCUUCCCUACCAUGUGAUUUGAUUCCCACCCAUGGCAACUCCUUAGUGUAAGCGCUGUGCUUAUUAUGAUUAUGACUAUUUUUCAAAAUAACACUGUGUUGAAUCAUGCUAGAACGGUGCUUGAGGGUGUUUUUGUUUUUUGGCGCCCACAAGGGGAAAGAAAAAGAUGGUUUGAAUGCUGGCAGCCUUUUCCUCUCUGACGCCUAUUAAAAAGUUUGACAGACUAUGAA
This is a messenger RNA of Corythoichthys intestinalis (scribbled pipefish), 3150 nucleotides long. It is a transcript of the gene wdr20b, whose product is annotated as WD repeat domain 20b. Gene Ontology annotation, molecular function: protein binding. Lineage: Eukaryota; Metazoa; Chordata; Actinopteri; Syngnathiformes; Syngnathidae. Bases 63 to 1979 code for a protein of 638 amino acids. The record is from RefSeq and is a predicted model, not a curated record. The transcript has 4 exons.